UGUAAUAGCAAAGCAUCUCCCCCAUCUUCUUCUUCUUCUUCUUCUUCUUCAAUCUCUCUCCGUCUUUCUCAGUCUGAAAGUGAAGCUGAGCACACGAUGCAGGCCAUUACGAGGCGCGCUGGGCAUCGAUAUCUGAGCCCCUCAUCGUCGUCGCUCAAGUCAAUCUACCCUACCUCCGAUCAUUAUUAUGGAGCCGAGCGUCCUAAGUACGGAUCUACCCUCGCCACUAAGGGAGUGGGGCACCUUGUUCGCAAGGGCACUGGUGGAAGAUCAUCUGUUAGUGGCAUUGUAGCAGCAGUUUUUGGAUCUACUGGGUUCCUUGGUCGUUAUCUUGUACAACAACUUGCCAAAAUGGGAAGCCAGGUAUUAGUACCAUUCCGUGGUUCUGAAGAUUCUCAUCGUCAUCUCAAGUUGAUGGGAGAUUUGGGGCAGAUAGUACCAAUGAAAUACAAUCCAAGAGAUGAAAGUUCAAUUAAGGCGGUAAUGGCGAAAGCUAAUGUGGUUAUCAAUCUUAUUGGGAGAGAAUAUGAGACAAGAAACUUUAGCUUUGAGGAAGUGAAUCAUUCCAUGGCUGAACAACUCGCAAUGAUUUCCAAAGAGCAUGGGGGUAUCAUGAGAUUUAUUCAAGUUUCUUGCUUAGGGGCAUCUCCCUCAUCAGAAUCCAGAUAUCUAAGGGCUAAAGCUGCUGCAGAGGGUGCUGUUUUAAGUGCAUUACCAGAGGCCACCGUUAUGAGACCUGCUGUGAUGAUUGGUACAGAGGAUCGAAUUUUGAAUCGAUGGGCUUUUGUUUCAAAAAAAUAUGGCUUUCUUCCACUUAUAGGGGAUGGGUCUACCAAAAUCCAACCUGUGUAUGUUGCUGAUGUUGCUGGUGCAAUCGUUUCGGCCCUGCAAGAUGAUGGCACCAGCAUGGGAAAAGUUUAUGAACUUGGUGGGCCUGAUGUCUAUACAGUGCAUCAAUUGGCAGAGCUUAUGUUUGACAUGAUCCGGGAAUGGCCUCAUUACGUGAAGAUUCCAAUCCCAAUCGCAAAGGCAAUUGCAAUGCCUCGAGAAAUCCUGCUUAAAAAAGUUCCGUUUCCAUUGCCAAAUCCUGAAAUCUUCAACCUAGAUCAAAUCCUUGCCCAAGCUCCAGAUACAGUUGUCUCAGAAAAUGGUAAGAUAAAUAUUAGGAUUAGUUUUGUCAUUUCUUUUACAGUUGAUAUUCUCAUUUUCCUCAAUUGUGUGGUGUGCUCUGUAGCCUUGACUUUCAAUGAUCUUGGAAUUCUGCCCCAUAAGAUCAAGGGUUACCCUAUUGAGUUUCUUAUCCAAUAUCGGAAGGGCGGACCAAACUUCGGUUCUACAGUCAGUGAAAAAGUUUCUCCAGAUUCUUAUCCAUGAGUUUCUCAGGCUCUCAAAUUCUGAAAUGCUUUUAGUCCAGGAGGGCAACCCACUCGGAAUCUUCAAAUCAGGUUUUCAGAGAGGGUUGCCUUCUGUUGAAAAAUUGUAGGAAACAAUAAAGGAUGUGGAGAGUUAGUAUUUUACAGUUUCAUAUCCGUAACAUUUGACUGAAUUUCACCCAUUUGUAAUUUCAAGAUAGCAUGGAUUUUUUGUUUUCAUUUUCGCUGAUUGCUCAUAAGCCCCGAGUAUAGGGGAAUUCCAUGUAUCUACCUUUUGCUCUACAUUAGUAAAGAAGUGUUUUCCUCUUGAAC
This is a messenger RNA of Fragaria vesca subsp. vesca, 1685 nucleotides long. Its product is annotated as NADH dehydrogenase [ubiquinone] 1 alpha subcomplex subunit 9, mitochondrial-like. Gene Ontology annotation, cellular component: mitochondrion. Gene Ontology annotation, molecular function: protein-containing complex binding. Bases 97 to 1374 code for a protein of 425 amino acids. The record is from RefSeq and is a predicted model, not a curated record. NCBI's taxonomy places the organism in Eukaryota, Viridiplantae, Streptophyta, Magnoliopsida, Rosales, Rosaceae. The transcript has 12 exons.